Lodderomyces theae is the source of this 2871-nucleotide messenger RNA. It is a transcript of the gene GCR3, whose product is annotated as Gcr3p. Lineage: Eukaryota; Fungi; Ascomycota; Pichiomycetes; Serinales; Debaryomycetaceae. The record is from RefSeq and is a predicted model, not a curated record. The transcript has a single exon. Bases 1 to 2871 code for a protein of 956 amino acids. Gene Ontology annotation, cellular component: nuclear cap binding complex; nucleus. Gene Ontology annotation, molecular function: mRNA binding; protein binding; RNA cap binding. Gene Ontology annotation, biological process: nuclear-transcribed mRNA catabolic process, nonsense-mediated decay; mRNA export from nucleus.
AUGGAUCCAGAGUCCAAUAAGAGAAGUAGAGAAGAGUUUGAAGGACAACCAGGCUAUUCCAAUGACAGCCAUUUCCCUCCACAACAACCAAGUUUCGAGUAUGAGUUCAAGAGACAACGUAUCGAUCCAGCACAAGAAUUAAUCAACAACGUGUGCAAAGAUAUAAGACGAUUGGGUGAGAAUUCAAACGUUGCAACUCAAGUUGAUGAUGUCAAUUACAUUUCCAAUCCUAUUGUUGCUGAAUUUGAAAAAAUUGAGGGUCUUCGAAAUGCCAUCUUGUCAACAAUGUACGCACUCGUUAUCGAACAGCCACACAAGAUCAGUGCUCUUAGUAACUUGGUAUUUAUAUGUAAUGCAAAGAACUUUGUUAUUGCAAAAUACGCUGUGGAGUAUAUGCAUACAAGGAUCCAGUUAUUGUUGGAUUCUAUUGGCGGCGAGGCUCAGCAGGACAGUUCAAGAGAAAAUGCCGGUGUUUUCAACAACAUUAAAAGUGUUUUGAAAUUUUUGGGGGCAAUAUCACCCAUUGUAGAAGAUUAUUCUGUUGUCAAUGUUUUGAAACAGUUUUUGCAAUUUGCCAUUGACUUGCAAAGUGGAUCAGACAAGAGAAACGGGAUUGCUCAGGAAAUAUAUUACAAUGUUUUGAUUGCAACGCCGUAUUUAUUAAGCAAUGAUAAAAGCGAGGAGUUGCAUGGAUACUUGAAUGACAUUAUUGAACUUGCUGACAUGUUUCCACUAAUUGAGCCCGACUCAAAUACAUUGGUACAACCAUUUGACAACAAAAUGGACAAUUUUGAAAUCCCUUACCAUCCCAAGAAAAUGGUAAACUUGGUUUUGCCCGCUUUGAAGCAACUACAAGCAGACGAUUGGCAAUUGAACCUUUUCCUCGACUUUGAGCCAUUUUUGGAGCCCAUCUUAAAGACAGCAUUGGAGAACAAUACAAUCUCAAAAGAUAUUGUAAAACACAAUUUACCUCAACUUUCAUUGCCAUCAUUGGAGAAGAUGUCAAAUUACAAACCACGUAAUGAGGAUAGUAUUGACCGCAUCUGGCAGCAGAAUUCGCGCGUUUUGCUUCAAGUUUAUAACCAAACCACCGAAUUUGAAACUGUACCAGUUAUCGAAUCGUACAUUGGCUUAUUUUUCAAGGACUUGUCCUUUGACAUAUUGACCAAUUUGUCAUUCAACAAGACUGAGGCAUCGAUUCAAUUGUCCAUCUUGGAUUUAUUCUUCAACAAGGAGUUGUUUUCGCCCAUGGGUACAUCUAUUGAUGAAUUGACUGAAAUCAAUGCCAAGAAUCGUACUGGUGAAAAUAAUCCUCCCUUAUCGACAUGGAAAAUUGAGGAUAUUGCAGUUGAAAGUAUUUUGACAAUGAUUUUCCAACUUCCACAUACGUUGCAUCGCGAGAUUUAUUACUAUACGGUGUUGAUCUCAUGUUGUAAGGAGAGUCCUGACUCGAUGGCCCCUGUGUUCGGAAGAGCCAUUCGUUACUUCUAUAAUAAUUUACAAACGUUGGAUUUCGAGUUGAAAAUUCGCUUUUUGGAUUGGAUGACCACACAAAUCUCCAAUUUUGAGUUUAGUUGGAAAUGGGAUGAGUGGAUACAAGAUUCACAGGAAUUUGCCAAGUUGAAAUAUCAUCCAAAGAAAAACUUCAUCAAGAAUUUGAUUGCCAAAGAAAUACGAUUAUCAAAUAAGAAAAGAAUCAAGGAAAGUUUUGUGGAUGUUGUGGAUGAUGAUGUGGUUCCAUUUGAAGAGUUUUAUCAGUAUUUGGAUAUUGCGGUGGUGUCAAAUACCAGAGACUAUAUCAUAAGUUAUGAUUCUGCAUUAUAUGGGGAUUCAGAAGAAAUUAGACAAAAGAUUGCUUGUAUAUAUGAUGCGAAACAGGCGACUUUGGCUACAAAGAGUAACGCUACUCCCCAAGAUGAGAUUUUUUACAAUUUCACCAAUCCAGAAUUACCAUUGAGUGGAGUUGCAUCGCAAGUUUAUGAAUUUAUUGUAUCGCAUUACAAGACAAAUAAGGAAAUGAAUGAAUUGUAUAACUCAGUGCUUGAUCAAGUGCUGAAUCUGCAAUCUGCCGCUGCUUCUUCCGCUGCUUCUGCCGCUGCUUCUGUUUCUGCUUCUGCUUCUGAUCCCGUUGUCCUUCUGGUUACCAUUCCUAACCCAAUCAAGUUUGUCAUCAACUUAUUUUUCCAAACUUAUGCUUACAUUGGAUCAAGAUCAAUCUAUUCUGAGGUGAGUAUUUUGAGUCGAGAUGUUGAUAAAUUGAAAUUCCUUGGUGGCCAGCCAAUAGAGCCAAAGAAAGCAGGCAAUCUCGAUGAUGAAUUUGAAAAAUUGUAUCUCACGGAGGAAGAUGUAACCAAUAGGCAAAAUUGGAUAAUUGAUGCCAUUUUCAGAAUCUGGGUCCAUCAGCCACAAGUUGUAUUUUUGAUUUUAGAAUAUUUGAUUGAAUUUGAAGUGAUUGAUCCCAAAUAUCUUAUUGACAAGGCUUUCAAAACUAACUUGAUCAUUGACAAUGUAUCCUGCAUUGAAUCGGUGAAUAGGAUAUUGGAAACGUCAAACCCUACAACUUUGAAGAGAUUGAUAUCUGAGAUUUUCAAAACUGUUGUCAAGAAACUUAACGAAUUGGAGUUGGGAACUGACGAUAUUGUUCAAAUUGAUGAUUUGCAUGACAGCAACGCUGCUGAAGUUGAUAAGCAAUGGUUAUUCUAUGAAUAUUUGGGAUUGCUCAAGUCAUAUUUCAGAAAAUAUAUCAAGAAUAAGAAUCGAUCUGAUGACUCAAGUGAUGAUGUUUUACAGGAUAUAAAGGAUAUUUUCAAUGAUUUGGAAAACAUCCCUGCUAGAAUUGAAAUACUUGGUUGGUUUAAGGAGAUCUUAUAG